GCUCUUGGUGCAUUCCCCGGCAUUCUCUGGGCGUGAGUCACGCAGGUUUGCAGCCAGCCCCAAAGGGGGUGUACUCCAGCAGAGCGCUAUAAAUAGGGCGCUUCUCCGGUGCUCACCAAGCGUCACCAGGAGGAGCGCACUGGAGCGACGCCGCAGACCGACGUGCUGGGACUCCAGACUCAGAGGAGGCCACACCAUGAAGAUUCUCCUGCUGUGUGUGGGGUUGCUGCUGACCUGGGACAAUGGUGUGGUCCUGGGAGAGCAGGUGGUCUCCGACAAUGAGCUCCAGGAAAUGUCUGCUCAAGGGAGUAGGUACGUUAAUAAGGAAAUUCAAAACGCUGUCCAGGGAGUGAAGCACAUAAAGACCCUCAUAGAAAAAACCAACGCAGAGCGCGACUCACUGCUCAACAGCUUAGAAGAAGCCAAGAAGAAGAAGGAGGAUGCUCUAGAUAACACCAGGGAUUCCGAGAUGAAACUAAAGGCGUUCCCGGAAGUGUGCAAUGAGACCAUGAUGGCCCUCUGGGAAGAGUGUAAGCCGUGCCUGAAGCAGACCUGCAUGAAGUUCUAUGCCCGCGUCUGCAGAAGCGGCUCUGGUCUGGUUGGCCACCAGCUGGAGGAGUUUCUGAACCAGAGCUCACCCUUCUACUUCUGGAUGAACGGAGACCGUGUCGACUCCCUGCUGGAGAGUGACAGGCAGCAGAGCCAGGUCCUAGACGCCAUGCAGGACAGCUUUGCCCGGGUCUCUGGCAUCAUGGACACACUGUUCCAGGACCGGUUCUUCACCCACGAGCUCCAGGACACACACUAUAUCUCGCCCUUCGGCUUUCCACACAGGAGGCCUCAUUUCUUAUAUCCCAAGUCUCGCUUGGUCCGCAGCCUCAUGCCUCUCUCCCACUAUGGGGCCCUGAGCUUCCACAACAUGUUCCAGCCUUUCUUUGAUAUGAUACACCAGGCGCAACAGGCCAUGGACGUCCAGCUCCACGGCCCAGGCGUCCACUUCAUGCCGAUAAAUUUAGAAGAAGGUGAAGAUGACCGCACGGUAUGCAAGGAGAUCCGCCACAACUCCACAGGAUGCCUGAAGAUGAAGGGCCAGUGUGAGAAGUGCCAGGAGAUCUUGUCUGUGGACUGUUCAACCAACAACCCUGCUCAAGCUCACCUGCGCCAGGAGCUGAACGACUCGCUCCAGGUGGCCGAGAGGUUGACCCAGCGCUACAACGAGCUGCUCCGGUCCCUCCAGACCAAGAUGCUCAACACCUCAUCCCUGCUGGAGCAGCUGAAUGAACAGUUCAACUGGGUGUCCCAGCUGGCUAACCUCACCCAGGGCGAAGACCAGUACUACCUUCGGGUGUCUACAGUGACAACUCAUUCUUCUGACUCAGAAGUCCCUUCCCGUGUCACUGAGGUGGUGGUGAAGCUGUUUGAUGCUGACCCCAUCACAGUGGUGUUACCAGAAGAAGUCUCUAGGGAUAACCCCAAGUUUAUGGACACAGUGGCGGAGAAAGCGCUGCAGGAGUACCGCAGGAAGAACCGGUGA
Molecule: messenger RNA, 1534 nt
Organism: Acomys russatus (golden spiny mouse)
Lineage: Eukaryota; Metazoa; Chordata; Mammalia; Rodentia; Muridae
Gene: Clu
Product: clusterin
Exons: 8
Coding region: 197-1534 (445 amino acids)
Source: RefSeq, a predicted model, not a curated record